Messenger RNA from Ipomoea nil (Japanese morning glory), 1791 nucleotides. RefSeq lists its product as uncharacterized. The record is from RefSeq and is a predicted model, not a curated record. The transcript is spliced from 5 exons. The coding region runs from base 56 to 1207 and encodes 383 amino acids. Lineage: Eukaryota; Viridiplantae; Streptophyta; Magnoliopsida; Solanales; Convolvulaceae.
CAACACUCUGCAAAUCUUCUCUCUCUCUCUCUCUCUCUCUCUCUCUCUCUCAGAGAUGGCUGUUAAAGAACCGGAGUUCUUGCUGCCGCCGGAGUUUCUCACCGCCGACGAUGUUCUCGCCGGUUUUUGUUACCCCAGCACCUUUGAGAAAACCGCGGUGAAGACGAAGACGAAGCCCGACCCUGACCUCUGCUUCCCGGCGGAGUUCCCGUACGAUCUCUGCUCUUCCCCGGCGGCGUCUACCGGGACGGAAAGCGACGAGGAGGAGUUCCUCGCUGAGUUGACUCGCCGCUUAACUCGCUCCUCUCUCGACGACACUCUCAAGUCCACCUCCCCUGCUCAAAAUCACUUCGAGAGUUGGCUUCUGUGUGGUUCGCCCCAAUCGACUCUGGGCCGAAUGGGGAGUAUGAGUGCCGGGUCGGGUUCACCGAACGGGUCAUCUCAGAUAUCCUCUCCGACUACCCCACUUGCUGCGAAGAGCGACGCCUGGGAUCUGAUACUUCAGGCCGCCGCCGGUCAGGUUGCGAGGCUGAAAAUGAGGGCCCGAGAACAACUUCCGGGGACUCCAACUUUCGCUCCGCUUCCCCCUCACGCCGCCUUGCAAAAUGUUAGGUUACACAAACCGCCGGUGGGGGCUCAAAUGGUGAAGCAGGGCUGCGGCGGCGCUAUGUGGGAUAACGGAUGCUACAUUGAACCACCGCUCUUCCAGGCUCGAGCCUCUCGCGCCGCCUUGCACGGCGGCGCUGUGCCGUUUGUGGAAAAUGGAAGGUACGGCAGGCCGUUGGUGGGCGGCGCCGCGGGCCACGCAGCCGCCUUGCGCUCCCUGCAUUUUCAGCAUCAAACUCAGUCCGGUCGGCCUGCUAUGCCUUUCGGUGGUUCCGGCGCCGGCGGAGUGAAAAAGGAGCGCUCCGGCACCGGUGUUUUUCUCCCAAGAAAAUAUGGCAAUAACACCAAACCCAUAGAUUCUGGGAACAAAACAGGAUGCUGUAAUCCUACUACUGCUAAGCUUGUUCAUGCUCUGCAUUCCAACAUUGAGGACAUCAAUAAUGGCUCAGUUCUACCUCGGCUAAAUGGUGUUUUUGUUUCAGAUUAUGAAAUGUUGAUUGCAAGAAGGAAUGCUGCAGUGCUAGCCCAGCAGCGGAGGAAUUUCCGGCAAGAACUUGCCAUUAGCCAUGAAGUAUGUCUGCCCCAGGAAUGGACUUAUUGACAUUGCAGAGUUUCUUCAAGGAUUGUCUCUCAUGAUUUCAUAUAAAAAAAAUGGUGUUUUUUGAGCUUAGGAGAAGGGUAGUUGUUAGGUAAGUCCAAUAAUAGAUGCAAAAACCCAAAAAAAAAAAAGAAAAAAAAAUCAAAUGGGUUCAACUCCAGCUUUUCAAAAGUUAAGGCCCCAGGAAGAAGAAGAAGCAAUAAGUAUUAUUAUUAUUAUUUCUUUGUUUUUUUUUUUCUUAAGGUUUCAGAAACAUAUUCUGAAAUGUUUGCAGAAAGAUAGUUACUAGCUAGAAGGUAGUAGAAGAAGAAGAUGGGAUUUGAUUUAUUUUUCUUCUUUUUUUGGUUAAAUAAAGUUUAAUAAUUAUUAUUAUUAGCAUAAAUAUCUGGUGUUAAGAUUAUUUUGGGUGUUGGGUGGUGUGAUCUCUGCAGACAAGACAAGCAGACAACAUAGUAUUAUGGUUUCAUUAUUAAUUAAUGUAAAAUAAGAAAUGGGGUGUGUUUAAUUAGUUUCUUCUAUAAUCUCUUCUGCAGAGUGCAGAUGAGAAGCAUUGAAUAUGUACAUGUUUCUUCUGUGUGUUUGUUUAA